Messenger RNA from Acaulospora colombiana, 594 nucleotides. NCBI's taxonomy places the organism in Eukaryota, Fungi, Glomeromycota, Glomeromycetes, Diversisporales, Acaulosporaceae. The record is from the annotation of a GenBank genome assembly.
AAUGCAGAUACAGAAGGCAAGAAAAGGGUGGUCAGGAUUACAGAGAUCGUCCACGCCGAGGAGGAUGGGACAGCGGACAUAACCGCAACUUAUCGUGAGAAGGGUGGAUUCGGUAAAGGAGGCAACAUCGCCCCUUCGUCUUCGAUGAAUCAACCUGCUCCGGGAGGCGUAGUAGACCUUUUUGCGACAUCUAUUUUGUCUUAUGACGCCUAUGGAGGUGAAGGAGGGAGCACUCUUGGAGCUGCAUUUGCGGUUCCCGAAGCUCUGGCUAUCGAAGGCACCAUUUCAACUUCUUAUAUCAUAGAGGGUCUCUCAACCAUCCCAAGUGACACCGACCUAACUGCCCAGGCCCACAAAGUUACAGUGGCGGUCGUGGAUCUUGCUGCAGACCUGGCCCGAUCCACUUUAGCAAGGCCCCUCCUGCUAUCCAGCCCUUCCGUUGCCAACUCGACGCCGUUCGAAAUCUUCACUUCUUCAGAGACCAUUAAUUUCUCCUCCGCAAUAAACAUCUCCGAAAAGCGAUCUUCCAGUAAAGAUCCUGAUCAUGCCUCUUCCUGCGAGCUCGAUCUGAGAAGGCCCGAGAAGGCAGUCUUC